Apodemus sylvaticus (European woodmouse) is the source of this 12550-nucleotide messenger RNA. RefSeq names its product NHS like 2 (gene Nhsl2). The coding region runs from base 411 to 3848 and encodes 1145 amino acids. The record is from RefSeq and is a predicted model, not a curated record. Gene Ontology annotation, biological process: cell differentiation. The transcript has 8 exons. Lineage: Eukaryota; Metazoa; Chordata; Mammalia; Rodentia; Muridae.
GACUCAGCCUCUGGCUGAGAGCUGAGAUCCUUACCUAGAGAAAGAUAAACCUAACUCACAGACAGCUCCCCUCACUGUCCAUCAGCUGUGACUGUGGCGAAGAGGACCACUGAGGUCAUAGGUGGAGAGCCAGGGGUUUGAAAAGAGAAAGGUGAAAGUCCCAUUUUGAAUCCAGGAUUGCCUUUCCUGGACUGGACUGCCCAGGAACUUCACUGGCAAUGUGAUUAAUAGGGCCAAACUGACACCGCCAGUGUGCUGGGAACUGGCUAAGGACGUGACCCUGGGUGUUCUACUGAGGAACCUAGGGACAGGAUUGGAAUAACGUGGAGCCCCAGGGUGAGCCUGUCACACAUUUCUCUGUUGUAUGAGGAUUGGCUGGAAGUGGAUCCUUGGGUAUCCAUACCACUAGGAUGGAGAGAGGCGAGUCUCUAACCCUCUUCUGGAGCCGGGGAGCUGCAGCUAACUCGGGUCGGGAAAAUGCGACAGCGACUGCCCACUCGAGGUCGUCAUGGCGACAGCCAGUGAACGUGUUCCUCUCCUCGGGCAGGCCCCCGAGUGUAGAGGAACUGCUUCGCGAGGCGCAGCUCAAUCUCCAGAGCCUGUUGCAAGAAGAGUAUGAGGAACAGUAUUCGGAGGCCAGACUUCUGGGGCAGACCUUCCGCUCUUCUGAUGAGGCCCCUGAGCCUACUCCCAGUCCAAGGCCCCAGUCUGCCAAGCGUCUGGAGUUUGUAUUGAUGCCUGCAAACCGGCAGCUGAGCGAGGAUGAGACCACGACCCAGGGUGUGAGGGCCCCCGAGGCCUGCCUGAGCCUGUCUACUGCCAACAAGCAAACUGCCUGGAAUGACCCCUUCCCUCUACCCAUCCUAAAGGAGAAGCUCUGGCUUCAGCCCUGCUCCACUCAGUCUGACCUUGUGCCAAUCAACAUCUCUGGGCAGCAGUUUGAUAGACAUGCAAGUUUUCGACACUCGUUGUUUAACACAGAGACAGCCGUGAACCCCAAAUCCACCCUGAGGCGGAGGCGGACCAUUAUUGGAUUCUCUAACUUUUCUCAGCGAGACCAAGGUCACAUCAGCAGCCCCACAGACAGCCUGGCCCGCUCUGCCACCGCAGACUUCAGGCCUGGCCACUCAGCUCCACAAGUUGUCCAGGGAAGAGUCGCUAUUGGGCAGGAAGCUCGGUUCCCAAGUCUCACCUCACCAGGACUGAGACACUCUUCUAGUGAGCCCGGAGACACUCACCAGGCACUCAGUGGCUCAGACCCUCCCGGCAUGGAGAGCAUGGCAGUGGUGUACAGUGUCCCCAGUUCUUGCAACGGACCAACAGAGUCAACAUUCUCCGCUACCUGGAAGGGAGAUGCUUUCACAUACAUGACCCCAAGUGUCAGCAGCCAGGGCAAUCAAGUCGGUGAAAAUGGAAAAAACCCUUCCUCGGGGAAUUCUUGGGUCCCUCUGAACACACUCCCACCGCUGGUUCCUAAGGAGGCGGCCACACUCUUCGUCAGCCGUGAUAACCCAGCAGGAUGCACUGGCCUACCCAGCUACUCUGAACACCCCACUCUUCGAAGACAGAUACCAGAAAGACCUCCCAAGAUUGGCCUUCUUGCCCGUGGUACCUCAAGGCUGGAAACAGGCCCAGGUGGGACCAACAGGUUCCGGGAGCGGUCACUGUCUGUGCCUACAGACUCCGGUGUUACUUCAGUGGACUAUGAAGAACAACAGAAGGCCAGUGAGGCCCGCAUCCUGCCUUAUGCCAGUACAAGCUCUGAGGGCAGUAACAGUACUGACAACAUUGCGGCCCUCAGCUCUGAGCAGGAGGCACGGCACAGAAGGCAACGAUCCAAAAGUAUUUCACUCAAGAAGGCCAAAAAGAAGCCCUCUCCACCCAUGCGAAGUGUCUCACUCGUCAAAGAUGAGCCAGCCCUCCCACCAGAAGGCGAAUUGGUACUGCCCAAGGACCAGCGGCCCAGGAGCCUUUGCCUCUCCUUGGAACACCAAGGGCACCAUCCACCUCACCCAGACACUCAAAGUCACCCAGCUGUGCCAAUACUCAAAGAUCCAGAAGGUACGCAGUUCUCUCACCACUGGUAUCUUACUGACUGGAAGUCUGGUGACACCUACCAAUCCUUGUCGAGCUCCAGCACUGCCACCGGCACCACAGUCAUCGAGUGCACUCAAGUUCAGGGAAGCUCGGAGUCUCUGGCCUCCCCUUCCACCUCCAGAGCGACAACACCCUCCCAGCUCUCCAUUGAGGUGGAAGCCAGGGAAGUAGCCUCCCCUGGGAGGCCCACUGGACUCAUGUCCCCUUCCAGUGGUUACUCCAGCCAGUCAGAGACACCCACACCCACCGUCUCCAUGUCCUUGACCCUGGGCCACUUCCCUCCUCCAAGCACUAGUGUCCGAGUACGUCCAGUGGUACCAGAAAGGAAGUCAUCACUGCCCCCAACAUCACCAAUGGAGAAAAUCUGCAAGUCGCGGUUAUCAUUUGACCUACCCCUGACCUCUUCAACCACCCUGGAUCUGUCAGGCAUGAGUAUCUCCAUUCGCAGCAAAACCAAGGUGAGCCGCCAUCACUCUGAUACCAAUUUUGGGGCCAAACUGGCACAGAAAACUAGUCCAAACCAACCGAUCAUGCCCAUGGUUACUCAGUCUGACCUCCGUUCUGUUCGUCUGAGGUCAGUCAGCAAGUCUGAGCCGGAAGAUGACAUUGAGAGCCCAGAUUACACAGAGGAACCUGGAGCAGAAGAAGUCUUCACCUUGUCAGAGAGAAAAGUGAAGCCUCCCAUAGCCGAGAAACCUCCACUGGCCCGAAGGCCUCCAAGUUUGGUCCACAGGCCGCCCUCUCUCCCCGGGGAGUAUCCACUAACUUCUCCUACUAUGGCUAUGACACCCAGGAGCUCCAUUCCACACAUGAAGCAGCUCCCCCAAGACAGCUACACAGUGUUGCGGAAACCAAAGUCACCCAGCUUCCCUGGUGGGAGGAGCCCCGGAGAGUCAACAGCGUCCUCCAGCCAAGUCUUCUCACCUCUUGCCAGUUCCUCUGGUGCUUUCUUCUCAGGAACACAGCAACCUCCCCAGGCCAGUGUAGAAGACGGGGGCCCCAAGGCAAGAGCCCUGCCUGAAAGAAUCAGCCUUCAGAGCCAGGAAGAAGCUGAAAAAAAGAUGACCAAGAUUCCACCUCCGGUACCAAAAAAGCCCAGUGUGCUCUACCUGCCCCUCUCCUCCCCUGUAGCUCAAAUGGAUGCCUCUGUGACAGAGCCAAGGCUGCCUUUCAGCCCUAUCAUCACCCUGGAGGAAGAUGCCAAGUGUCCUUCCACUGGUGAUGACCAGAAGUCACCUGCUAAAAGGGUGACUCCAACUCUUCACAUUGACAAAGAAAAAGAGGCCAUCUCUCCAGGGAGGUCUGUGGAACCGAGUGCCGAAGAGAAAAGUUUAAUCAGUGAUAAAACAGCCGAAUGGAUUGCAGAGGAGGAGGAUGACGUGUUUGUGGCUUCCCGCACAACUGAAGAUUUAUUUACUGUGAUACACAGGUCCAAAAGAAAGCUACUGGGCUGGAAAGAGACUGGGGAGGGCUUCACAGGAAGCAGACCCAGCUCCCAUUCACCAGUGAAGAAUACAGCUGAUUCUCCCACCGGUGAGUCUGCUGCUGCCCCAGGGCCAAGCGGCAGUGCCUGCCUCGAUGCUGGUAGAAAUGAUGAUUUCAAGGCCUUGCUUCAGAAGAAGGGAAGUAAGGCCACUCCCAGGACCCGCCCCUCAGCGGCUGAGCUGCUGAAGACCACUAACCCUCUGGCUCGAAGAAUUAUUGCACAGUUCUCAAAAGACUACGAACCCACUGACAACCCCAGUACCUAAGCCCUGCUUCUUACUUACUAGACCUGAGUAGAGAAGGGGGAAGACAGAGGGCUUUAGAAAGGAACCAACCACAAGAAAAACAAAAGAAUCGAUGUCUUUGAUGUUAACUCACACUCUGGACAGCAGAGAGGACCACACCACAAUGGAGCUCACCGGGCACUCAGAUAGGCUUCAGACUGUCCACAUUUCUAUUCUACCAUCCUUGUCAUGACUGGGCAUCGGAGUCCUGCUUCUUGUCUCCCGCCACUGUGCACUAAGAGAGCCUCAGAUUGGAGAGCUUGUAUGCCCCCUUUUCCAUGUCCUAGCUUCUUUGUCCAUUGGCUCCUGUCACUGAGACGCACAGUAGGGAGAACAGAUUGGGGACUUCCAAACCAGGCCUGGGGACAGAGGGUACCAGUUCCACUGCUGAUUAUCUACUCUCUUGAAGAGGCCUUGAUGGCCCUUUGUGAAGACACAGAAAGACACCAAGGCCUCCUCAACCACAGUGUGACUUUCCUCCAGAGAGAGUUCUACAGGCCUGCACUAAUUACAGCAUGGGGUUGGUUGGAUGGCUUUCGUGGUGCAAAAUAUGAAUGUGACUCUUCCAAAACUUCAUGCCUUUUUCAGUUUGAUUGUCUAUGCGGAGAUCAGGGUGAUGAGUUUUAAUAAACUUCUAGGACCCCCCCCCCCCCGUUAGCUAGAAAAGAUGGGACUGGGUAGUGUUGACUGAACCAAGCUCAGCAAAUGAAUGAGACAUUUGUUCACUCAAAUCUAGCCAAGGUAACUCGCAUGCACGCCUUGAGGUCUCUCGAGCGUCUGUCAACUUGGGUAGCCAGGAUCUGUGCCCAGCUCAUGCUGUAUACUCCAAGAACUCUCAUCUUACUUGCAUGUAACAUUCAUUACAGGAAGUGUGUAGGUGAAGGACUGACAUAAUCGAAGACCCCAGGAGUGGAAAGUAAGUGUGUCUUGUCCUGAUACCAUUCGAUUCAGAUUGUGCAGUUUGUUUUUUGUUUUUUGUUUUUUUGUGGUUGCUUGGAUUUUGUUUAAAAGAACUCUGACUCCUUCAAAUGUCAAGAACCUGUAUACUGAAAAAAAAAAAAAAGAUCUACUCAAAAUCAAAAGGGCAGCCUUGCUAUGGCCCAGAAUACAAAGGGCUACUUUUUGCCAUCUAGGUACUGCUAUUUGGCCAACUUUCAUUUCGCUGUGGUGGAGGACAGCAGAGGAGCUAAGAUCUAUAGAAUGCGGAAAGACUUCCGGAACAUGCUUUGCAAAAACAAACAAACAACAACAACAAAAAUGGUUCCCUGACCCCUUCCUUCUGUACCCCCGCCUCCUGCACCUCUGCCCUACCAGAUUCCUUGCUUACUCUCCUGCAGGAUGCAGCAAGAGGCCAGAAACAAGCAGAUCUCCAUUUUGAUAAUACUUCUCAAUGAGAAUCAAGCUCUUAGCUCAACUGCCCACACUCCAGCAAGGCAACGUGGCUGAAACUGAAAUAAAACUCCACUGAGUGCUGAGAAGACUCAGGCCCCUGGCAUGGAAGCCUUAGGCUGAAAUCCUUGGUUGGGUUGGUCUAAUUCUGAAUUCUAGACAAAUGAAAAUAAGUCAAGCUCAUCAACUGUCUUCUAGCACUCCUCUCAGAUUAAAAAAAAAAAGGUCUCUUAAAUAAUAAGACAGUUCUGAGGAACUAUAGUUGUUUUUGGAAGUGUUUAAAACAUUUGACAUGAAGAUCUUAACCAAGUUUCAUUAGUUUUGACUGAAUUUAAACAAGAGUCAGGCAGGAAUGUGGUAUACAGUUUUAAUCCCAGCACCUGGAAGAUGGAGCCAGGCAUAUCUCUGUGAGGCUGAGGCCAGCCUGAUCUACAUCCAGGCUGCCGAGGCUACAUAGUGAGAUCUAGACUUCAGUCUUGGCCUUAGUUUAUAUAGAAGUAUCACAGCUGACCUGAACUCAGAACUCCAACAGACAGAGGCAUUUUCCUCUGUAGGGAAAUGAAGGUGCACAAGCCUGUGCUUGUGUCUAACAGAAGCAAAAGGCUCCCUGGCUCUGCUCCUCAGAACCAUUGUGAAUUGUUGAACGUGUGAGCAUAUGGGACUCUGUAUAGGGCUUGCUGCUUUUGCUGAUUUUUUUUUUGCAAGUGUCUUGUUUGUUCCUUCUCAUGGGUUUUGCCUCUCCCCCCACCUUGCUACCUCUGGAGGUGUCCCCCAAAAGAUUGUAAAACUGAAUGCUUAGACCGCUUGAGGUGGUUUCAGUUGCCUGAACCCUUGCUUUCCUCUGCAAAACUCUGUGGGCCUGGGAUGUUUAGAACAUUUCUGCAUCACUAUGACCCUCAGAAACCCAUUAGCACAAGAGGGUUUGGGGCGGAGACUUCACAGUCAAAGAACAGACUUAGGCCUGGGAGUGUCCUAAGAAAACCAAAUUAUUGGGGAAAAAAUCUACCAGUCAUUGGUCAGCACAACACCAAGCUUCUUUCUAAUAUUUAACUUUCUCCUAUCCUUAACAUCAUAAACACCAACUCUCUUCCCUGGGUACAAUGUGUGCUGCCUUCGAGGCUGGGGAUAGAGUUGGUUAGAAACCCCUUUUAGGGAGAUUCUCUGGGAAGUUGCUUCCAGAGUAAUCUCUAUGGGUGGCAUACACAAUAAGCUGGAGGGAAAUCAAUUUGGCCCCAAUUAGUCAGCCUCUGCUUCAAGCUAUUUGUAUUCACACACACACACACACACACACACACACACACACACCCCGCUGUUUCCCUCCAGCUCCAAUCUUUAGUGGCAGGUGUCUCUGUUAGAGUGAAUAUAGUCAAGGGUUGGUGAGACGACUCCCACCCCAACUCCAAGAUGCAGUUAAUGCUUUGCGCUUGGUGGGUAUAUAUUCGUGGUUCAAAUGUGAGUGGCGGAGAGCAGGCUAGUCUUAGUACAAAGGCUGACUUUGCUUGUGGCUCACCUCCCCCCUUUGCCUGUACUCCUGACCUGCAUGGGCCUCCAACCUGCCCUACAGUCCUAACACCCGUGAACUGCACUGGUACCAACAGCUCAACCACAAAGGAGUCAAGGCCAUGGGCAGCCAAUUCAUUCCCGUUAGCUUCAUGACCACAAGGUUCAGGUUCCACCAACAAGCAUUCUGCCUGACAUCUACUUUAUCUAGACAACACAGGUCCAGUUGUCUCUGUAACUUGUCACUCUGAGCAGAUCUACCCAUGCACCUGUCCCCCUCCCUUUGAACCAGUCAGGAAAAAAAAAAAAGACUAGUUAUCUAUCACUCAGUGCUGUUGCUCACUGCUCCGCCCUCUAUGUUCACCAAGUCUGUGGCACAAUGGUGAGCUUUUCCUUUGAUAUGAUUUGCCAGGGCCAGGACUAGGGUGAGGCGAUUGGGGAGACGCCCACUCUCAAGGCCCCACCAGUGCCUUACCCUUGCCGUGGCUCUGCAAUUUGCACUCUGUAAAGUUGUAUCAGUUACUCUUCCUGAGUGUAGUUGUGAUUUGGGGGCAGGUUCUGCACCAAAUGUUUCUUUGCUGUUUCUCCAUUUGUUGCCAGAAGCCUUUGUAUGCUUAAAGCAUUAAAAAAAUCUUAAGUAUUAUCACAAGCAUGUCUAAAUGGCCUGCUCCAGCUGGCAAAUUAGUGCCCUGGUUGGGAGGAAUACUAUGGCUGGAGCCCUUUUACAGUUAGUUGGGGGUCUGCCCCUGUGACCUUCUGUCUGGUCUUUCUGCUUCAUGCUCUCUUGUAGUCCUUGUGGCCCAGCACCGAUUCUCCUCAGUGCCUCCUUCUUUGUUCUCCUCCUAAGAAGAAAACACGCUCUCAGGAAAGGGAUGAAUUCAUUGGCUUUGAGACCGGGAGGCUUAAUGCUACCUUUUCUGAGGGUUGCUUGCAUUUGAAUAGGGGAACAGCCUUAAGCCAAAGGAACGAAGUUCUUGCAGAAUGUUAGGCAUCAACUACUUGUACAAGUUCUUUUUCACCACGGAAAGACCACACUUCCUGACAGCUGACUCCGGAGUAUAGAAAAUACCAUUUUCUCCUGGAAUCAUUGUAGUUAGUAGCUGAUGGUCAAUUAUCUAGCUAAUAGCCCUGUGCUGUUUUCCUACAAGGGACUCUGAGAUAAAGCUACGUUAAAAGCCUCUGAGAAGGCCUGUAUCAGUCAUUCAUAUUGUACAUUAACAUGUUUGUGGAAAUGGGAUUAAUACUACUUGCCGUUUAGGUAAACGACACAAAGAUUUAAGGAGUUUGUGAAAUGUGUCCUGUUUGUGCAAGGUGACUCUGUUGAAUCCGUUUCUUACUGAUGUCAGUUGUCCAAUAUCAGUGGUGGUUAUUGAAUUGGUUGGAGGUACAGUUACUAAGCACAGGCCUCCACUCCCCCUCCUGCCAUUUUGUCUCUGCUUUGUGCCAUGACUCUUCCUUGGUGUGAGAAUGAGACCUUAUCUAACCCAGAGCCCCCAGUCCCUUCAAUGCCUUUGCAUGUAUUUCAGCUCUAAGUGACCAAGAUAGUAGGAAUUUAAAAGGACAAGAGAGUAGGAAAGAGGUACAAAAUAGUGCCUUUGUCAAAGGUCAGAAAAACAGUACAAUGAUUUUUAAAUUACAUCAAAUAAGCCAAGUCAAAUGAUUUUAAAAUAUUUUGAAAUCAACUUAUGGAGGACUAUGGUGGUAAGUGGUUUUGACACACAUGUUAGAGGCACUUUAAUAAGUCUAGCAAAAAGAAAUUUGCCUAAUGAGGAUUGUGUGAAAUAAGUAGAUACUUUUGUUCAGUAAAAGCCCAAAUCUAGGCCACUGGUUCUUAAAGUGUGAUCUUGGAACCACCAAGAGCAACAUAUGAGAGAGAAGAAGGGGGAGGAGAGGGAAAGAGAGGGGAGGGGGAUAGAAAGAGAGAUGACUCCUUUAAGCCCCCCCCCCCAAAUCAGCAGAACCACGCCUCUCCAACAAGUCUCCAGUCUUUCCUACUGUUAUGGUCAUCCGUCUCUGGCAAAGAGGCAUGUGUGUGGAUCAUCUUGGUCAGCUACAUGUCUGCUCCGUGUUAAGAAAUUGCCAGAUUGAAUCGGGUCCAUCUGGCCUGGUUUGGGACAGUGGUGGCGGCAGUGGUUCUGUUUGAUAUUACUAGCCCUUAAGUAAAUGUCCUCACCAUGGUGGCUUUUCUCCAGGAGGGCUCUAGCAGAUUUGAUUUUUUCUUUGAGGUUCUGUUUAAUCUAAGAAGUGUGGCAUUUGAUAGUAUUGACCUCCCCCCUACAGGGAAUCAAAUGAACACCAGAACCAGAGCAACCAGUUAACCCCCCUCAGCCUCUUCAUAAUGCUAAGCUUUAUAGAAAUGUAUUCCUUAUGUGGUCUUGAGAUUUUCUAUGUCCGAUUUUAUAAGAUGUUCUGCAUGCAAACACAACAUUGUGGUCACCGUACCAGUCACCUCGAAGCCAUUCCUCCUCCAUGUGUGUACUGGUGAAGAAAUACCAACAUGUAUGUUCUAAUGUUUUCUGAUCAACUGUAAAUUACAUUUUCAUUAAUUUUUAAAUGAGAUAUAUUUACUCUGGCUAGCAGUUAAAAUUUUAUUCUUUUUAUUAUCUUUCAUUGCUACUUUUUUCUACUGACUCCAAGGCUUACUUUGGGGGGGUGGGAUUUCUUAUUUCUAGAUUGAUGUAAUUCUCUUAUUUCUAUAUUUAUCUAUGAUCACAGAGUGUAAGAGCUGAAAGGGACCAACCUUUCUCGUUUCGUAGAGGAAAUUAAAGCCCAGAAGGGUCAAUGGCUCACUGAAGGUCACACAAUGAGUCUGAAGCAGGGCCCAGCCUCAAUUCUAGGUCCCUGGCUUCUGGGAUGAAUGUCUUGUCAUUUAAAGCACUAUAUUUAUGAAGGACCCAUGACUGGCUUCUAUUUGUCUGACUCAUUAGUUUCCCGGGUAUUUCAGACAAAAAAAAAUCUAUAUGCUUUAAGGGAACAUGCGCAAGCGUUCUUUAGUUUAUAAAUCCAAAGAAAAUCUGGUUUUUAGUUUAGAAAUGCAUCUCCCUCCAAUGUUUGCUAUCUGUGCCCUACUUCAUACAGGGGAUGUUUUUCCUAAAAGCUAUGUGGAAAAAAUGAUUUGUAUAGAAUAAGUUUCAUUUUUAGUAGGAAAGUUUCCCUAUGUAAGGGAAUCUUCUAGGGGCUUCUUUUGGAAAAACAAAACUUUUCUUGUCAUUUGUUCUUUAAGGUCUUUAAUUACUUAUUAGUCUGAAUUUUUGUACUUGCUGUUUAUUUAAAGUAGGGCAAACCAGUGUUAGCUUUCCCAGAAUUUACUAGAACCUUGCCUUCCUAAUCUUUUUGUGAAAUCUUCAGACUGUGACAUGCUUAUGAACUACUCAAUUAUGUUCUAGAAACUUCACCUUAUUUGAUAUUUUACCAAUCCCUGGGCUCAAAUUCCUCCUUUGUCUGAACAGAUAAUAACAGAGCUCCCUAAUCAGUACUUAUUUCUACACGUGGUCUCUUUUUCCAGAGCAUUUGCCAGUAUUCCUCCUUUAGCCAUCUCAGGCCUCCCUCCAUAAAUCACACAUACCUCACUGUCCUCUGGACCCGCAGGUACUAUACCUUCAGGGUUAUGCUGGUUAUGUUGAGCAAUAUUUCCAGUUACUUCCAUGCUCUCAUUCCCCUUGGAUCUCCUCUGACUUCCAGGCUCAAUGAACUUCUCUCACCAGAGAUUCAUGGGUUUUUUUCCCAUUGUUUCAGGAAAUCAAUAAACUUUUUUUUCUACAAAGGGCCUGGGAAUAAGUAUUUUAGAUUUUUGUGGGUCAGAUAUGGUUUCUGGAACAGAGUCUUUGUGUGUGUGUGUGUGUGUGUGUGUGUGUGUGUGUGUAGUUGUUCAUUCAUUCACUUGUUUUACAACCUUUGGAACAUAUGAAAAUCAUUCUCAACUCACAGGCCAUGAAAGGCUGAGCCCUGACCCACACUACCUUUUCUGUAACUAGCCCCAUGUGUAAAGUGGGUGAGGGCAAGCACGAUGCCUCAGCAUGUACAGGUGCCUGCCACCAAGCCUGAUCUAAGUUGGAGUAGAACCCACGGGUAGAAGACAGUCAACUCCUGCAAAUUGUCAUCUGACCUCUGCACAUGUUCAAACACACAUGUUCACACAUACAAAUAGAUAAAUGUAAUAAUUUACAAAGGUUUUUUUGUAAGUGAGUCUUGUACUAAAGGCUGUCACUAACUGCCAUCAGACCAGUCUGUCCACAUUGGGACAGGCACAGGUCUACACAUGACAGUCUUUCUCUGUGUCCCCCUGUCACAUAUAUUGAUACAGAACACCUUAUUUCCUUGUGUGGAUCUGUUCUAUUCGUUGUCUCUGUUUGCCCAAGAUUGGGGUAAACUGGUAGGAAAGUCUACUUAGAACUUUUGUCCUGUCCUUGCUCUCCCUGUCUUGGGCCACCUGUCAUAUCCCACACUGCUAUCACCAGUUUAGGGUGCUGUCAUUCAAAAGUCUUAUAGAACAUGCUAUAAGAUUCCACUUCAGUUUACAAUUUCCUGGAAAAAUUGCCAACUUCCUGGGUCCAUAGGCUUGUUUUCAAACCCAUAAUACACACAUAUCUCUGUCCUAAUGCACUGGACAGCAUGGAACCCCAGUAAAGAAAUGAGGUGCAGGAAAUAUUUGUGCCAAUGUCUCCUGCCUCCUGAGUCCCCAUGCCCUAGAGUGCAUCAUCCCACUCCUCCAACCAAUAGGCACCUAACACGCCAUUUCCUGUUUUCUUAACUCCUUCCUCUGUCCUGCUCCUAUCCUACCCCUUCCACUUUCAAGAACUGGAGUUCAGAUUCACAGUUCUCACGUGUGCUGUAUGCACCAGUGGCUGCAAAUGUUGGAAACCUAUGGGAGUGUGCUUUCUGCUUCUGGCUGUGAAUUGGACCGGAGUGUGUGCAUAACAUCUCAUUGGUCCUCUGCUUCAGGACCAGAUCUCAUGAGAGUGGUUAAGGAAGGGAAUGGCAGAGAGAAGGGUCCUAAGGCAUCACUUUCUUUCUUGGAGAGCUUUUUUGCAUUAGCUUGUACUAGCUGGUUCCUCUGUAUCAUUCCCAGGCAGGACAGCAUCCACAGUCAGGAUUUUUAUUUCAUGUGGACUUAAGUUACUGGGACACAAAUGUGGCUUUUCAAACUCAACAGACUAUCUUCUUAGGCCCUUUAGCUUCAUUUCUGUCAUUUGAGCCCAGAGAUCCACCUCUUUCCUGAAAUCUAAAUUUUCAAACAUCAGAAUCGAGUAACUUUCAAGCACCCAUGAAAUGAUUCAUUUCUGCCUUCUGUUUAAGAUUUCCAGAAGUAGGAAGGAAAGGAAAAGCAGGUUGUGCCUUGGACCCAAGAGGAGCCCAAAAGCAGAGUGAGGACUAAGAACUGGUCAGUCCUGCUGUGCAGCCCUGGUACAGUUGUGUUGGGUUAGUGCUGCACUCGGUGCUCCUGGGCCCACUAUGCCCUGAAGACAAAUGCCAGAUGGGAAUGUAUGGACUGAUGGCCUGCCCUGAAAGGCAAGGGUAAUGCCCACCCCAGGGGUGGGGUGUGUCCUGGAUUCCCAUUCCAGAAGCAGGAAGUAGGAGAGAUCACAAACCCAGUCUUUGUAGGAUUCCAACACAAGCUAAAAGAGAGCUCUCUGUGCGGUGAUAUUACAAAGUGGUUUGUUGCUUUUCUUUUUUGUUUCAUUUUGUUUCGUUUUUAAGAUUCCUUACUGGCUUGCUACCAGCAAUUGAAUUGUAUUAUUCUUUGUAGAGCUAGAGCUGUUUGUUGUCUUCUUAAAAAAUAAACCUUUUUUCUGUUA